CGCCAUUUUGCAGCCCAGUUGCAGCUUGGGUUUUCGUCAGUUUUGUAGUUUUUAGGUUUAGGAUACCGCUGGCUGCCCGAACUAUCGUUUAAUGAUUUCGCCCGCGUCCGGGCCAUUUGAUCUCUUCAAAACAGUUUUGUUCGCAACGGACCGUCAAACCGUCAUCAAAAUGGCUCGACAUAAUCUGGAUUUAGAAGAAUACAGCGAAGAAGUGAGCGAAGGCGCAAGCGAAGGCAAUGGCGACGCCACUGAUGCCCUCCUCCCGCCAACUGAGGCGGUCGCCAGUCGGAACCGGCGAGGCCCCAAGGCCGCCGCAGGUGAUAUUUCCGGGAGUUCCCAGCCGCGCAUGCAUCGACGUCAGAGUGAAGUCUGGCGCUUCUACGAGCGCCAUUCCGAUCAUUCAAAAACUUGCAAAGUCUGUCAGAAGAUCUUUUCCACGAAUACGGCCACCGGCGCACUGCGUAAACACCUGGAGAAACACUUUGGCGAACAGACGGAUCAGGUGCUGAGCACAGCACAGUCGGCCAUGGAAGUGACCAUCAAUCCCCUCAGCAACACGGUCACCGUCACCGGAUUGGCACCGGCUAUUAGCACAGCUAUUGCCGCGCAACAGGCCCAACAAAGCCAAGUUAGUCCGACUCCGAAGCGCGUCAAGCGUUCGACGGUUGGACUGGAGUCGCCGCCGGUGGCUACCCUCCAGGUGGGCACCACCACUGCCACCGUAACCGGAACGGCGGUGCCCAGUAGAACGCGGUAUAAGAGUGCGGUAUGGGGACAGUUUCAUCGGUUGGAUGACGGGCGGCCGCAGUGCCGGGUCUGUGGCAAGGUGUACGCGACAACGGCUUCGACCAGCGGUCUACAGCGCCAUUUGGACACCCAUGAUGCCGUCGAUGCUUCCCCUCCGCUGCCUCCAGCUGCGCAGAACGGCAUCAAAUUGGAGCAAAUGCAGUUAGCGAAUUCUCUGCCGCCCAACCUUCUUGCCUCUGCGUCUCCGGCGGUGGGAUUACCUAUGUUACCACCGGCAACGCCCAGACUAAAAUCUGCUGGAAAAUCCUAUAUACCGCCCGCUAAUGCUGAUGAGAUCUUCCUGAAAACAGUUGUCCGGGAGCAUAUUCCAGUGGCCGAGGUCAUAGAUGCGUUUAGUGGCAUUUACCGGACUUAUACAGGGAAACCGGCUGACACCACGGUUCUGACUGGUCGUAUUCGAGCCUUGUUUGCGAAAAAGCGGGAGGAAGUUAAGAGAUAUCUGGCGGAAACACUGAACCGGGUGUCGAUCAGCCUGGAAUUGUGGACAUCCGCCAUUGAUCAGGUGUACCUAAUUGUUACGGCGCACGUUAUGUCAGAAAAAUGGGAACCACUACGCUUUAUUCUGGAUUGUUUGUUGAUGACGCCGGAUAACAGCGCGGACAGUAUCCGGGAUUCACUGGUGGCGGUGUUAGAUGACUACGGUAUUGCACAUAGGGUGUUGGCCGUAACGACGGCAAAUGAGCGAGCUAUGGAAGCUUUUAAUUUGUGCAACAAAACGGCAGUCAUAACCAAGCCGGGCUUGCCCGCAUCGCACGUCCGAUGUAUUGGUUGGGGCUUGACCGCAUGCGUGCAGCCGGCACUGGAUCACGUGCAGGACCAUCUGAACAAUGUUCGACGAUUCCUGAAAACCCUGAUUAACCAGCGGAGAAUGGGAGAUUUGGCGCACACCGCAGCACUGCUCAUUCAUGAUUAUACGGAAAUAAAACUAGACAUUCCAGGUUCUUGGACUUCGACGGUAGCCAUGCUGGAUGCGACUGUGAAAAUGCGACCUGUAAUUGACGAAUUCAUAGCGCACUCACAGGCUGCUUAUACGGAGUUUUCGGAAGAUGACUGGCGAGUACUGGAACUAUCACUGGAUUUGGUCAGUAAUUUCCAUCUGGCUGCAACGGAUAUCGGAAAGACAGACUAUCCCGCUCUGUCCAACGUGCUGCCAUUAAUGGAAUACUUAACGAAUUGCCUUGUCCAGCAAAAGGACAGUGCUGACCAUCCUACGUGGUGGAAGAAAUUAGCGACAGAGAUGUUAGAACGUACAAGGAAGGUUAUGCAAAAUCUGUUUUCGGAUGUGUAUUUCUUUGGUACGGUGCUGGAUCCGCGGCAUAAACUACACACCAUUCCUCACCAGGUCAACCGACAGGGCGUGGAAGACAGUCUGCGUAAUGUUUUCUCUCGCUAUCUCCAACCAGCUGGACCGACCGAUGCUGCGGCCAUAACUUCCGUUGGCUCGUCGAAUUACAAAGCCGGAUCGUUGAUGUCAGCAAUUCUCAAAAAGAAUCGAGAAAGUUUGGCUCAGCCACAGAUUGAUGAAUUGAAUCAGUAUUUAAAUACAGCUGUCGAGCAGGCCGAAGUGGAUCCUCUGGAAUGGUGGGAAAGUCACAAAAAGGUUUAUCCUCAUUUGGCUCAAAUGGCCAUGGAUUACGUUUGCAUUCCAGCCACUUCUGCAACAAGUGAUCAGCUUUUCGUUAAGGAGCUGCGCUCAGGACGGUUGCGCAAUCGUUUGGACGAAGAAGAGCUGAUACUCUACGUAUGUCUUAACUCAUGGAUUGCUGCUGACCUUGGAAAUCGCGCAGCCAGUAAUAUUGCAGCAAAACGGGAGCCAUUGUAGCAAACUGAUAUUUAUGUUUUAAAGUUAUUUAGUGAUUGAUUGCGCUUGUUUUGUUGUUCAUAUUGAUCUGAUUUUUUAUUUCGAUGUUGAAAACAACUUUCAUGAAGUUUUUUUUUGUGUUAAAAAAAUUGCACAGGAACGAUUUACCGCAUAUCACACUUCACAUGACGA
Paramacrobiotus metropolitanus is the source of this 2800-nucleotide messenger RNA. RefSeq lists its product as uncharacterized. The record is from RefSeq and is a predicted model, not a curated record. The coding region runs from base 92 to 2629 and encodes 845 amino acids. NCBI's taxonomy places the organism in Eukaryota, Metazoa, Tardigrada, Eutardigrada, Parachela, Macrobiotidae. Gene Ontology annotation, molecular function: DNA binding; protein dimerization activity. The transcript is spliced from 5 exons.